AUUUCGCCGUAAUCUGGUUGCAUGGGCUGCCAACACUUCUCAAAACUCUAUGGUUUGCAUUCGUCAAAAAAUCAAGCUGCCAACAUCUCCAAACAAAACUUUAGCAAGUCAUCGGCUUUUUCAACGAAAGACAUUUUCAUUUCUUUUCUUGAUUUGUAAAAAUAAAAUAUCUGCAAUUGAUAUGUCUGUUAACAAAGAAGAUACGUUGCGGCAGUUUUGUGACGUGACUGGCGCAGAUGAAGAGCGCAGCAAGUUCUUUUUGGAAUCUUCCAAUUGGCAAUUGGAAAUAGCAUUGUCGAGUUUCUACGAACAUGGUGGUAAUGUAGAUGAAAUGCCUGCUAACCCAGCACCUCGUGUCUCACCACCGACUUUGUCAGACAGUGAUAUGGAGUCUCCUCCAGAGUCACCCUCAAGACCGCAAAAAAAGGAUAAAAAGAAGCCUGCAUCGAAAUUUGCGACCCUUGAUUCAUUGCAAAAUGAUAGUUCAAGCCAAGAUGAGGAGGGUCAGGCAUUUUAUGCUGGUGGUUCAGAGAGGUCAGGCCAACAAAUCUUGGGGCCUGGUAAAGGCCGGAAAGACUUUGUCACUGAAAUGUUCAAGAGUGUGAGAGAACGCGGGGCGGUGGCUUUCGAUGACGACCCUUCCCCAUCCGCUAGCAGAGGCCGUAUCGUGUUCUCUGGAGCUGGAUAUAGGCUAGGACAAACUUCGGAUGACCACGAGCAAGUGACUCCAACGAACACACAAUCUUCACAGCAACAAGAUCAAGUCCGAUCUGUCCGUCUAAGGUUGUACCGUGAAGGUUUCACAGUGGAUGGUGGUCCGUUACGGCACUAUACGGACCCUGAGAACGCAGAGUUCCUUAAUUGUAUCCGUAGAGGUGAAAUGCCAUCAGAAUUGGCAAGCGAGAGCGGAGGAGUCCGCGUUAGCUUAGAAGAUCGUUGGCACGAAGAAUACGCUAGACAACCUAGCAAGACUGCUGCUUUUUCUGGCAAGGGCCAUAUGCUGGGCAGCCCUACCCCCACCACAGUGGGUGCCACGGCGGCAGUGGCAGCAGACGCCGGCGACCGCGCAGCCAAUCAGCGCGCGGCACAAGAACAAGUGCCGCUCGAUUCUAGUCAACCUGUCACUACAAUACAGUUCCGUCUAGCAGACGGCAGCCGUAUAACGGGUCGUUUCAACCACACCCACACCGUUGCCGAUCUCCAACAAUACGUGUCGAGAGCCGAACCCCUAUACCAACUACAGCCAUUUGCACUCUUAACCACUUUCCCUAGUACAGAACUAACCGAUCCCACAGCAACAUUGGCUCAAGCGAAUCUACUCAACACCACUUUACUCCAAAGACUUAAGUAGCUGAAAAACAUGUUUGUUACAAAACCACAAAAACACUAUAAACCCGCUUGUUACAAAGUAUAAAAUAUGAUUGUUACAAGCUACGAAACCCGCAUGUUACAAGCUGAAAAACAUGUUUGUUACAAACCACAAAAACACUAAAACCCGCUUGUUACAAAGUAUAAAAUAUGUUUGUUACAAACUACGAAACCCGCUUGUUACAAGCUGAAAUACAUGUGUGUUACAAACUACGCAAUGUGCUUUGCUACAAUGUAUAAAAUAACUUUGUUUUAUAUAAAACUUUUAGCAAUGGCUUACCAAUAAAAAUGUGUCCUUAUGGAACAUGGAAAUUGUUUAUUUAGGUUGUUGGUUUUGUUUAUUCUUUUUUACUUUUCAAUAUGAAUUUCUGUAUUCAUCUGUCAACAUUUGAGGGCUUAGCACGAAUUUUAAUAGCUCUGUAAACUUAUCGCAUCGUCAAAGUUUCUAUGAAUACUAAGUAGCGCCCCCUAUCUGACGUAAGAAACAAACUGGUUUCCAUACAAAAUUUGACGAUGACGAUAAGAUUAUGGAUCUCUCAAGGUACAUGCUAGGGCCUCUGAUAUUAAAGAAAUCUUAAACUGUUUCUGAUUUCUAUGUGUAUAAAUCCAAACAUUAUAAUUUUAUACUUUUUAAUAAGAAUAAAUUAAAGAUCCAUGCCUAUUACAUUGUGUUUUGACUUUAUUUGGGUGAUAUCUUAUUAUAUCGAAGGCGUUCAAUUGUUUUGGAUGUACAGCAAUAAAAAAACUCCAAUUUAUGCUUAAAAUUGUCAUUCCUAAUCCAAAUUUCAUUGCCUUAUAGUGCCUUGUAAGAAGGUCCAUUAUCUGACGUAGCUUCGAUCGAAUUCAUUACAAAAAUAUUAUAAUACACGAUAGUUGCCAUUGCUAAAAGAAAGUUUGUAAGAGUAUGCCGUUCUCAUUAAAAAUACAACCACAAAACAGAAUGAAAGACAAAUUAUGAAAGUUCUCAAAAAUCAUUGAUUUAUUCCAGUAAGGCGGGCUUUCCUCUCCGGGUCGGUGCGGGCUCGUUUUCGUUUCUGUACCGGAUCUGUACAGAAGGUCUACUCUCUUUCUCCAAAACGAACUUGCGAUAGCGAAGUUCAAAAGAAAAUUAAUUUCGUCAAUUUACGGUUAUACUUAAUUUGAAUGAUAAGCUAUCAAAUUGAAGAUUUCUUUGAGUAGGCUUAGAAAAUCUACACCGCAAUCUGACGAAGAAAUUAUUAUAAUUAAAAACGAACCAAAUAGUAAGAAAAGUGUGAAGUUUCGAGCGAAAUUUCGUUUUUCGUUGAAUUAGAGUAGGCCUCCAGAUUCUUUACCGAAAAUCACUUGUUGAACGGUUCGGUUUUGGUGCGGUAUCGUUUUAUUGUGUUUGCGGGAGUGACGGAACGGUCGACUUAAAUUGAUCGACUUAGUAUUCGGCAGUCCUCUUUAGCACUCGGUACAGAGAGCUGUGUAUCUGUUCGGUAAAGAUUCUGUACCGAAGUUACUCAGUGCGAAAGCGCUUAGUAAAUAUUCAGGACAGAUUCGGUCAAGCCCACACCGAGGCGAGAAGGAGUGUGAGGUAGGAGCGUAAUGCUGGCACCUCACACGGCUAUACAUAUUCCCUUAGACGGUUUUCGAAACCAGUUUCGAGAGAAUUUUAAUUCUUCUUUUUAAACCGGUUGCUAAAUUAGAAAUAUGUUCCAUGGGCAUCUUAAUUAUUGAAAAUUAUAUGAAGAACGUACCCCAUACUAUGUACCCCCCCCCCCCCUCAUUGGCCUUCCGCAGUAUAUGCCAAGACCCCUACCCUCUCCCUCUAGUUUUCAAGUAGUAUUUCAUAAAUGUGGUUUUAAAUAAUUUUUUCACAUAGAAAGUAAAAUAAACUAAUAAAAUUGACUCAUAUUAGUCUAUGGUUUCAAAAACGGCCGAAGGGUUCGCAUUUGCUAUCUAUUUAUCAGCAGUCACUCCUUUUCAUUUUCUAUAGAGCAUGAUAAAAAUACAGUGCUGCCAAAUGUACAAAUAGCCAUGUGAAGUGCUAACAUGAGAAAAGUAGAGAUAUCUAUUUAAAACAAGUGGAAUUGAAUUGUUCACAGAGUGAGCGGGGUACCAGUAUGUUUGUAGCUAUUGUAUGAAUUAUAGCUGUAUUAGGUAUUCUAUGAACUGAAACGUGUUAGUACGUAAGCUUUUCUGUCAUUGGCCGGAUUGUAUUGCUGUCGUUACUCCAACCAAUGGCAGCCCUCUUUCAAUGUGACGCAAUUUUUAAUCCUUGUCUUUUGUAAGCGAUUUUGUGAUAAAGGAAGCGCUCCAUUAACUCGUUUCUGCGAACAGAGUACUAAUAGCGGGUUUGUAGCGACCAUAGACUUAAAGAAUGUACUGAGCAUUCGCUGUCAAUUGUAAAGUGAAACAAAAGUAGGAGUGAAAGAGACAAAGCUAUCGGGCGGUCCAUAGUGUUUGUCCCUUUGUAAAGAGUUAUAAUUUUCACGCGAUUGUUUAUUUAUUAAACUAUUGCCACAACUACAAAAUGAAAAAAGGCGGACUUAACGCUAAAAGCAUUCUCUGCCAGCCAACCUUCAAGAAUACAGAAAUACACGACUGCGGUUUACUCAUUCUCUUAGUCUAUGGUAUAGUAGCGAUUUUACUAUGUUCACGCACGGUGAUGUGAUCUAAAGACUUGUGUACAUUAGUGUCUGAUUACGAAAUACGAUGAUGCAAUACAAAUAUACCUUUCGUACUGAUACUUUUUUUUAUUUUUUUUAACCCUCUUCAUUAAGUUACAUCUUUAGGCGUUGAGCAGACGACGGGGCGGGGCGGGCAUUUUGUCCGCGAAGCAAUAAAGACCGCGUCUGCCCGUCGAUGUCUGCGGCUGCCCGCGCCGCGUACACAAAACACACGACGGGCAGAGGCGGUCAGUUCAGGACGUUCGUUCUAGUGAAUAGUCCAUCACUAAUAAGCGCGUGGCGCGGACUG
Molecule: messenger RNA, 4311 nt
Organism: Chilo suppressalis (striped riceborer)
Lineage: Eukaryota; Metazoa; Arthropoda; Insecta; Lepidoptera; Crambidae
Source: the annotation of a GenBank genome assembly